Messenger RNA from Funneliformis geosporum, 534 nucleotides. The record is from the annotation of a GenBank genome assembly. NCBI's taxonomy places the organism in Eukaryota, Fungi, Glomeromycota, Glomeromycetes, Glomerales, Glomeraceae.
AUGUCAGCUAUUGCCUUAGAAAGCGCUAUUGGUGUCAAAAUGAUUAUUGACAAAAAAGAAUGGCGACUAACUAAGCCUGUUAGUAACCGUCCUGGAUAUGAUAUGGAAUAUUAUAGAGUAUAUCUCAGGAAUUACUUCAGUAGCAUGAAUAUCAAAAAAUUCCUUGAUAAUGAAAAACUCUAUGACAGCUUAUCAAUAAUGAGAAAGGAGGAGUCUCUAAUGCAGUGGGAUUACGAGUUAAAACUAACCUUCAAUCUUUAUUGUCGCAAAAAAAAUAUAGCAUAUACCAUACCUUCUGCUUGUUUGCAGGAUAUGUAUGACGUUGGACGAUGCAUAACUGAGAGCACUAGUUAUAAGAAAACCAUGUGGGAGAGAAUAGAAAUGGAACUAGAGGAAAUAAAUGUGGAGAAUCUUGGAUUCGAUCAUCCGAUUUGUUCAGGUAUUCUAGAUAUCAAGUCAGAACCCUUUACAAAUAUACCUGGAUCAGUUUCUGAUAUUUUUAAGGAAUCAUUUCGAAGAUAUAAGUUAGAAUAG